This is a messenger RNA of Hydractinia symbiolongicarpus, 861 nucleotides long. RefSeq names its product adrenocorticotropic hormone receptor-like. NCBI's taxonomy places the organism in Eukaryota, Metazoa, Cnidaria, Hydrozoa, Anthoathecata, Hydractiniidae. The transcript has 2 exons. The record is from RefSeq and is a predicted model, not a curated record. Gene Ontology annotation, biological process: G protein-coupled receptor signaling pathway. Gene Ontology annotation, cellular component: membrane. The coding region runs from base 1 to 861 and encodes 286 amino acids. Gene Ontology annotation, molecular function: G protein-coupled receptor activity.
AUGAAUUUUACCAACGCUACACAGAUUAGAAACGUAACUCCAAAUGUUUGGUGCGAAGGGUACAGCUCAGUUUUCUUAUCAGAUGAUGCUGGCAGAGCAAAUUUAAUUGCUUUUUGUUCCGUCUCUUUAAUAUUUUGUACCGUCAGUACUCUGCUAAAUGGAUAUUACAUGUUUAUCGUGGUUUCUAGUAAAACGUUAAGAAGAAAAACAAACAAAUUAUAUAUACUUUUAUCGUUUUCCGACCUAACUUCUGCUUUCACUCUUAUACCAAUAUAUUACAUACUUUUGCGUGGAUUUGUUAAGAGAGAACCUGCUUGUUUCAUUAUUCCCUUAUGGAGUUUAAUUGGGUACACAUUCACGGUAAUGUCCUUAACAACGAUUGGAUUUAUAACAGUGGAGAUCUAUCUAGCAGUGUUUAAGCCUUUCCAGUAUAAAUAUGUGACAAAGAAAAGAAUACUACUUGUCGCUGUUUUAAUUAUUUGGAUUCCGUCAAUUUUAUGCCCACUUUUGUCGAUUUAUAUUUAUCCGAGUUUGAGAACAAUUAUUUUGCGUUUGGCUCCGGCAUAUGGCCUGUGCGUGUUUAUUGCCAUGGUGAUAUGUCAAAAAAAGAUUUACAAUAUACCAUCCAUAGUGACGAUAUUUACAAAUCUCUUCUACAGAUCACUUAUAACAGACACUUACAUAAACCGCUGGUGUCAUUUUGUUGUGUUAUCAAACUCAUUAUGGGAUACGUUUAUAUAUGGCUUUCGUUCUCCAGAUGUGAAGAAAAGGGUUUCUGGUAUGUUCUCCAAGAAAAGGAGUGUUGUUGUGUUUGGCAAUGAAAAUGCUAAAGUAAAUAAUGUGGCGAACAGUCUAUCGUAA